Messenger RNA from Malania oleifera, 1480 nucleotides. RefSeq names its product protein EARLY-RESPONSIVE TO DEHYDRATION 7, chloroplastic-like. Bases 1 to 1332 code for a protein of 443 amino acids. The transcript is spliced from 5 exons. The record is from RefSeq and is a predicted model, not a curated record. Gene Ontology annotation, cellular component: plasma membrane. NCBI's taxonomy places the organism in Eukaryota, Viridiplantae, Streptophyta, Magnoliopsida, Santalales, Ximeniaceae.
AUGUCCUCGAGAGCCCCUGAAAACCCCAAUUCUCUCCACCCAGACGCUGCUUCGCCGUCGGCACCUUCUUCCUUAUACCCUUCUGUCGAGAUGAAAGAACCGGCGGAAGAUAUUUUUCCAGAAGUUGAAAAAUCUCCUCGAAGCCCAAAUUUUCAACCGCAAUCUGCUCCGGCUGACUCGUUGGAAGAAGUUCUCGUCAAAAUCCCGGGUGCUAUAGUCCACCUAAUCGACAAGGAACGCAGCGUCGAGCUCGCGUGUGGCGAGUUCGUGAUCAUCAGGCUCCGGCAAGGGGGAAACGCCGUGGCUGUUCUAGCUCGCGUGGGCGACGAGAUUCAAUGGCCGCUGGCGAAAGACGAGGCGGCUGUGAAGCUCGACGAGUCUCACUACUUCUUCACUCUCCGGGUUCCGUUGGCGAACGGCGCGUGCUCCGGAGACGAUGACGAGAUUGUCGUUGAGCAAGAGAGUGAAGAUUUCUUGAACUAUGGUCUGACUAUUGCGUCGAAGGGGCAAGAGAGCCUUCUGAAGGAGCUGGAUGGAGUUUUGGAAUAUUACAGUAAUUUCUCGGUGCAGAAGGUGAACCAAAUUGGUAGGAGGUCAGAGGCUUUGGAUGGGUCGGUGGCGAGCGAGAUGUCGCCGGAAGAUAUGGAGUCGGAGAAGAUGAAGGAGUUGAUGGAAGAGACUUCGGCAGCAUACUGGACGACGUUGGCUCCGAACGUGGAGGACUAUAGCGGGUCUGUCGCGAGAAUGAUCGCAGCUGGUUCGGCGCAGCUGAUCAAGGGGAUACUGCUGUGUGGGGAUGUGACGGUGGACAGGUUGAAAUGGGGAAAUGAAUUCUUGAAGAAAAGGAUGGGACCUGGUUCCAAUUCUGAGGUCAGUCCAGCAGCCAUGGAGAGGAUCAAAAGGGUUAAAAUGUUGACAAAGAUGACAGAGGGAGCCACAACUGGAAUUCUUUCUGGAGUUGUUAAGGUUUCUGGGUUCAUUACAAGUUCAAUUGUGAACUCCCAACUGGGCAAAAAAUUUUUUAGCCUCCUGCCUGGAGAAAUUGUCCUUGCUUCACUGGACGGAUUUAAUAAGGUUUGUGAUGCCAUUGAAGUAGCAGGAAAGAGUGUCAUGUCAACCACAUCUGUUGUAACAACUGGACUUGUUUCACAGAGGUAUGGAGAACAGGCUGCACAGGCAACAAAUCAAGGGCUAGAUGCUGCAGGGCAUGUCAUUGGGACUGCUUGGGCUGUGUUCAAAAUCCGAAAGGCUAUCAACCCCAUGAGUGUCAUUAAACCCACAGCCCUUGUCAAAUCUGCUGCUGAGGCCAAUUCUUUUGAUCUCAAGACUUAAUACUCCCAAGCACUGCAAGUUGGAGUUUAGUGUGUAUCUUUGGGAAUGAGAUGGAAAAAGAUGCGGGGCGAAAGAUGAAGUUCCUCCCAUUAUGUAGUCCAAAUUUGAUCUUGACACAAGAAUGCAAUACAUCAUUGGAUUGGGCAAA